AUGAAUACUAGAACCGUAACCUCCGUUGGUGAACGUGCAAUUGGUGCUAUCGGAUCUGGUUUUGCACCAGAAUUGGGGGAGAGGUAUUCCCAACUCAAAGCAGAGAUCCUCAAACCAGAACACUACGAGGCUUUGGAAGAGUCUUGGAAAAGACUGCUCACAGAGCUUGAUAGCGAGAUAGAGGCAAUUGCUGCUGAAGGCUCUAAUUUUAUUCCCCAAGUUGAGUUCAAUGCCAUUGAAUCUAACAGCAACACCAUUCCUGACGAGUACAAAAAGCUGCUGAAAGAAAGAGGAUGUUUGAUAAUCCGAGGGGUUUACUCUCAAGAGCAGGCCCUCAAUUGGAAAAAGGACUUUGUUGAUUAUCUGAAGAGUCAUCCUGGCCUUACAGGCCAUCCAAAAGGAUCUCCAAGUAACUGGUUUGUUCACUGGUCAAGAACCCAGGUUGAGGCAAGGUCGCAUCCUCGAACUAUCCAGCUCAUGAAAGCCGUUGGUAAAGUAUACGAGAAUGACGACCCAGACGCUCUCGUUGAUAUGAGCUCGCAGGUGGUUUAUCCAGACAGACUAAGAGUUCGCCAGCCUGGAAAACAGGUGACACUGAACCUUCAUGUUGACUCAAGUUCAAUUGAAAGAUGGGAAGACCCAAGCUACAGAGAAGUCUACAAGGAGAUCUUCGAAGGUGAGUGGGAGAAAUGGGAUCCAUAUCAGAUUGCCAAACGUCCAGCUGGAGUCCAAGAUCUGUACAAUGGAGCCACCAAUAAUGGCUCUACAUGUAGCGUAUUUAGGGCAUUCCAAGGCUGGGUUGCCCUUUCGCAUUCCAAAUGUGGUGAGGGAACGAUCAGGUUUCUUCCAAACAUGAGGACAGCCAUUCCAUAUUUACUGUUACGGCCCUUCUUCUGGAAAGACGACGGAAAGUUGGAAUUUCAAUCCUCCAAAUUUCCAGGUGCAACACCUGGAUCAGGACAAUUACUUGCGCAUGAUCCUGGCCUUUUUCCACAUCUCAAACACGAUAAGAGCGUAGUUGGAAUUCCGUAUGUGAACCCUGGGGAUUUCGUCCUCUGGCAUGCAGAUCUGUUGCAUGAGGUUGAUAGAAAUCACGCUGGAAAUAUGGAUUCGUCGGUAUGCUUUAUAGCGCACACACCCCUAUGUCCAUACAAUAUCAACACGUUGAAAGAUAGUAACCGCAGUUUUUUGGACGGAUCGAAACCGGCAGACUUCGUCUACGAGCUGCAGUAUGGGCCAUGUGAGUCGUCUUUUGAAGAUAGAGGGCAGUCCAAAGAUGUUUUGAGUGUUGAUGGUAAAAGAGCUCUUGGAUUGGAGAAGUUUGACGUUGAUGAGCCUGGUUUGACUGCGGGUCAAAAAAAGAUUCGUGAAUUGGCGAAUGAAGCACUUUUUUCAAAGGAGUAA
Kuraishia capsulata CBS 1993 is the source of this 1404-nucleotide messenger RNA. RefSeq lists its product as uncharacterized. The record is from RefSeq and is a predicted model, not a curated record. NCBI's taxonomy places the organism in Eukaryota, Fungi, Ascomycota, Pichiomycetes, Pichiales, Pichiaceae. The transcript has a single exon. Bases 1 to 1404 code for a protein of 467 amino acids.